Huiozyma naganishii CBS 8797 is the source of this 339-nucleotide messenger RNA. RefSeq names its product Dad2p (gene DAD2). Gene Ontology annotation, cellular component: DASH complex; mitotic spindle pole body; mitotic spindle. Gene Ontology annotation, biological process: mitotic cell cycle; attachment of spindle microtubules to kinetochore. The record is from RefSeq and is a predicted model, not a curated record. Bases 1 to 339 code for a protein of 112 amino acids. The transcript has a single exon. Lineage: Eukaryota; Fungi; Ascomycota; Saccharomycetes; Saccharomycetales; Saccharomycetaceae.
AUGGUGACUGUGGAAGAGCAGAUGUCUGCGAAACGGGAGGAGCUCGAAACGUUGAAAAAGAUCACAGAGUUGACGAACACGAUGAAAUCGCAAUUGGAUGAACUGAGCGACCAAGUGGGUGAGAUUGAGGCCAGUGGAGAGUCGAUUGCGAACGUUGUGAAGUUAUGGGACUCUGUAACGCAGUCGAUUUCAGCAGCAGGGCUUGGGCUGCUCCGCUACGGUGAGAAGGAUUAUAAAGUGGGCCAAUGGUCCGAAGACGCAGAAAAGAAGAAAGAGGCCGAUACAAUGCCCUUCCCAGAGGGACUGGUGAGGGUGAAUAAGGCAGACCUGGAGAAGUAA